CUCGCCAGGCCCAGAACUCUCUCCAGUCAGCCUCUACAGACCAAGCUCAUGACUCACAAUGGCCUAUUGAGGCCCAUACCCUACCUCACGGCAGUCUCCGCAGAUGAGCCUACUGCCUCACAACAGCCUCCACAGGCACAGCUCCAUCGUUACAAUGGCCUCUUUAGACCCAGCUCCUGCCUCCCAGCCUUCUCUCCAGGCCCUGAACUUUCUCCACUUAGAAGGUUUUGACUCCGUGGUAUCAUCUACUGAGAAACUCAGUCAUCCGACCACAAGCAGACCAAAAGCUACAGGGAGGCGGCCUCUGUCCCAGUCCCUCACAUCUUCAUCCCUUUCAAGCCCUGAUAUCUUCGACUCCCCAUGUCCCAAAGAGGAUAAGGAGGAACACAUUUCACUUGCGCACAGAGGAGUGGAUGCGUCAAAGAAAACUUCCAAGACUGUUACCAUAUCCCAAGUGUCUGACAACAAAGCAUCCCUGCCGCCCAAGCCAGGGACCAUGGCAGCAGGUGGCGGUGGGCCAGCCCCUCUGUCCUCAGCGGCGCCCUCCCCCCUGUCAUCCUCUUUGGGAACAGCUGGACACAGAGCCAACUCCCCGUCUCUGUUCGGCACGGAAGGAAAACCAAAGAUGGAGCCUGCGGCCAGCAGCCAGGCGGCCGUGGAGGAGCUAAGGACACAGGUCCGCGAGCUGAGGAGCAUCAUCGAGACCAUGAAGGACCAGCAGAAACGAGAGAUUAAACAGUUAUUGUCUGAGUUGGAUGAAGAGAAGAAAAUCCGGCUUCGGUUGCAGAUGGAAGUGAACGACAUAAAGAAAGCUCUACAAUCAAAAUGAAUACUUGAUCAAUGAAAUGUCACAUUAUUCAUCCUGAGUCCGAGACUCAAAUUUUCUGCCCCAGCCAAAAUAAUCUUGUGCCAAAAGAUUAAAGGUUUGCCUCAAAAUGUCCCUGUUUGAAAGAUUAGCACAAAAGUCUUGAUAGCACAACACAAAUUCCAUCCAAGAGGAGAAUCUUCCCCAGGGUUUAGUCCUGGGGCUGGCACUCGUUGUGACUUACACAGAGCAAAAUUGUGCUAAAGGCUUUUCUACUCUGAGAUCUCAAUGCGAAAUGAAAACUCAGGCAGCUUAGUCCAUAGUGGUACUAUUUUGAUGAUAUUUUCCAUUAAUAAAAUGUAAUUUCAGAUUAUUCGUUUACAAGCUUUAUAAUUUUAUGAUUUUUUAAUCGUGUUUUGUCACAGACUUCCCUAGUGUUUGUACUACACGUAGUCAGAAGCGAGUGUCCUUUUCUUUUGCUUCAGGCUAAGAGCUGCCUCGCUCUUUGUCCCCCCAUUAGGAUUCUAUUACAUAUGCAAUUGUAGGUUCAACCUGUCCCUUUCCCUGCCAGCAAACCCCACCACCCUAAGAGAAAUUUUAGCUUAUAUAUGAUGGUAUAUUUACAAAAAGAGAAAGAGAAAGUCUGGUAUUUGCAAUGAUCUGUGCCUUCUUUUUACCACCCUCUUGAUUGGAGCUUUUGUGAUGCAGCUACCAUGAUUCAAAAAAAUUAAAAAUUAAAAAAAAAAAUCUGCCACUUAUCCAAGUCCACUAGAGGCCACUGUCUUCAAAGCUUCUCUCACCCUAGCCAAAGGUCCUAAGAGGAGACAGCUGUGAAGUUGGGCGUGCUCUGUGGUACCAGCUGUGACUUUUCUAUUUCUCCUAGUUUUAGGUUGUUCAUGAAACUAGAAAUGUCAUCCUGCUUGAUUUUUCAUCAGCCAAGUUAAACUCCUGCUUUCUGUCCUUUGCACCUUUUGCGUGAACAGAAUAUGCAUUAUUAAAGCAAAAAUAAAUAAAAGUAAAAUGCAAAUGAAAACAA
Molecule: messenger RNA, 1841 nt
Organism: Gorilla gorilla gorilla (western lowland gorilla)
Lineage: Eukaryota; Metazoa; Chordata; Mammalia; Primates; Hominidae
Product: SH3 domain-containing kinase-binding protein 1-like
Exons: 6
Coding region: 104-829 (241 amino acids)
Source: RefSeq, a predicted model, not a curated record